Marmota monax (woodchuck) is the source of this 10618-nucleotide messenger RNA. RefSeq names its product pappalysin 1 (gene Pappa). Gene Ontology annotation, molecular function: metallopeptidase activity. The record is from RefSeq and is a predicted model, not a curated record. Lineage: Eukaryota; Metazoa; Chordata; Mammalia; Rodentia; Sciuridae. The transcript is spliced from 22 exons. Bases 1 to 4890 code for a protein of 1629 amino acids.
AUGCGGCUCUGGAGUUGGGUGCUGCGCCUGGGGCUGCUGAGCGCCGCGCUGGGCUGCGGGCUGGCCGAGCGCCCCCGCCGGGCCCGGAGAGACCCGCGGGCCGGCCGCCCCCCGCGCCCCGCCGCCGGCCCGGCCACCUGCGCCACCCGGGCGGCCCGCGGCCGCCGCGCCUCGCCGCCGCCGCCGCCGCCGCCGCCGCCGGGCGGUGCCUGGGAAGCCGUGCGCGUCCCCCGGCGGCGGCAGCAGCGGGAGGCGAGGGGCGCCGCCGAGGAGCCGAGCCCGCCGAGCCGGGCGCUCUAUUUCAGCGGGCGCGGCGAGCAGCUGCGCCUCCGGGCCGACCUCGAGCUGCCCCGGGACGCGUUCACGCUGCAAGUGUGGCUGCGAGCGGAGGGGGGCCAGAGGUCCCCGGCGGUGAUCACAGGGCUGUAUGACAAAUGCUCUUACACCUCACGAGACCGAGGAUGGGUCGUGGGCAUUCACACCGUCAGUGAUCAAGGCCACAGAGACCCACGCUACUUUUUCUCCUUGAAGACAGACCGGGCCCGGCAAGUGACCACCAUCAAUGCCCACCGCAGCUACCUCCCAGGCCAGUGGGUAUACUUAGCUGCCACCUAUGACGGUCGGCUGAUGAAGCUCUAUGUGAACGGUGCCCAGGUGGCAACCUCUGGGCAGCAAGUGGGUGGCAUAUUCAGCCCGCUGACCCAGAAGUGUAAAGUGCUCAUGUUGGGAGGCAGUGCUCUGAACCACAACUUCCGGGGCUACAUUGAGCACUUCAGUCUGUGGAAGGUGGCCAGGACUCAGCAGGAGAUACUGUCCGACAUGGAAACCCAUGGCCUCCACACCCCUCUACCUCAGCUCCUCCUCCAGGAGAACUGGGACAAUGUGAAGCGCACUUGGUCCCCCAUGAAGGACGGUCACAGCCCCCGAGUGGAAUUCAGCAGUGCUCAUGGCUUCCUGCUGGAUACGAGUUUGGAGCCCCCUCUGUGCGGGCAGACGCUGUGUGACAACACAGAGGUCAUCGCCAGCUACAACCAGCUCCCGACUUUCCGCAGGCCCAAGGUGGUGCGCUACCGCGUGGUCAACCUGUACGAUGAUGACCAUAAGAACCCCAUGGUGAGCCGCCAGCAGGUGGACUUCCAGCACCAGCAGCUGGCCGAGGCCUUCAAACACUACAACAUCUCCUGGGAGUUGGAGGUGCUGGAGGUGAACAAGUCCUCUCUGCGCCAGCGCCUCAUCUUGGCCAACUGUGACAUCAGCAAGAUCGGGGAUGAGAACUGUGACCCCGAGUGCAACCACUCGCUGACUGGCCAUGACGGUGGGGACUGCCGCCACCUGCGCCACCCUGCCUUCAUGAAGAAGCAGCAGAAUGGUGUGUGUGACAUGGACUGCAACUAUGAACGGUUCAACUUUGAUGGUGGGGAGUGCUGUGACCCCGAAAUCACUGAUGUCACCAAGACGUGCUUUGAUCCUGACUCUCCACACAGAGCCUACUUGGAUGUUAAUGAGCUGAAGAACAUUCUUCGAUUGGAUGGAUCAACACACCUCAAUAUUUUCUUUGCAAACUCUUCAGAGGAGGAGUUGGCGGGAGUAGCAACGUGGCCAUGGGAUAAGGAGGCCCUCAUGCACUUAGGUGGCAUUGUCUUGAACCCUUCUUUCUACGGCAUUCCUGGGCACACCCACACCAUGAUCCACGAGAUCGGGCACAGCCUGGGCCUCUAUCACAUCUUCCGAGGCAUCUCAGAGAUCCAGUCCUGCAGCGACCCCUGCAUGGAGACGGAGCCCUCUUUUGAGACCGGAGACCUCUGCAAUGACACCAACCCAGCCCCCAAACACAAAUUUUGUGGCGACCCAGGACCAGGAAAUGACACCUGUGGCUUUCACAGCUUUUUCAACACUCCUUUCAACAACUUCAUGAGCUAUGCAGAUGACGACUGUACAGACUCCUUCACGCCCAAUCAAGUCGCCAGAAUGCACUGUUACCUGGACUUGGUGUACCAGAGCUGGCAGCCCUCCAGAAAGCCGGCGCCCGUGGCUCUCGCGCCCCAGGUCGUGGGCCACACCAUGGACUCCGUGACGCUGGAGUGGUUCCCACCGAUCGAUGGCCACUUCUUUGAAAGAGAAUUGGGAUCAGCAUGUGACCUUUGCCUGGAAGGGAGGAUCCUGGUGCAGUAUGCCUUCAACGCCUCCUCUCCAAUGCCCUGUGGCCCAUCAGGACACUGGAGCCCUCGGGAAGCCGAAGGUCAUCCAGAUGUGGAACAGCCCUGUAAGUCCAGCGUCCGCACCUGGAGCCCAAAUUCAGCUGUCAACCCACACACAGUCCCUCCAGCCUGCCCUGAGCCACAAGGCUGCUACCUCGAGCUGGAAUUCCGGUACCCCGUAGUCCCUGAGUCUCUGGCUAUCUGGGUGACCUUUGUCUCCACUGACUGGGACUCUAGUGGAGCUGUCAAUGACAUCAAAUUGUUGACUGUCAGUGGAGCGAACAUCUCCCUAGGCCCUCAGAAUGUUUUCUGUGACAUUCCACUGACCAUCAGACUCCAGGAUGUGGGCGAGGAGGUGUAUGGCAUCCAGAUCUACACAUUGGAUGAACAUCUGGAGAUCGAUGCUGCCAUGUUGACCUCGGUUGCAGACAGCCCACUCUGCCUGGAGUGUAAGCCUCUGCAGUAUAAAGUGGUCCGAGACCCUCCUCUCCAAGACGACGUGGCAUCUCUCCUACACCUCAAUAGAAGAUUCAAAGACAUGGAUCUAGAACUUGGCAAUAUGUACCAGUACCGGGUUAUCACCAUUUCAGGAACUGAAGAAAGUGAGCCAUCACCUGCUGCCAUAUACAUCCAUGGGAGUGGAUACUGUGGUGAUGGCAUUAUCCAGAAAGACCAAGGUGAAGAAUGUGACGAUAUGAAUAAGAUCAAUGGUGACGGCUGCUCCCUGUUCUGCCAGCAAGAAAUCUCCUUCAAUUGCAUUGAUGAACCCAGCCGGUGCUAUUUCCAUGAUGGGGACGGUGUAUGUGAAGAGUUUGAACAAAAGACUAGCAUUAAAGACUGUGGCGUCUACACACCUCAGGGGUUCCUGGAUCAGUGGGCAUCCAAUGCUUCAGUGUCUCAUCAGGACCAACAGUGCCCAGGCUGGGUUGUCAUCGGACAGCCAGCAGCAUCCCAGGUGUGUCGAACCAAAGUGAUAGAUCUCAGUGAGGGAAUCUCCCAGCAUGCCUGGUACCCUUGCACCAUCAGCUAUCCAUACUCCCAGCUGGCUCAGACCACUUUCUGGUUGCAGGCAUAUUACUCUCAGCCAAUGGUUGCUGCGGCUGUCAUUGUCCACCUGGUGACCGAUGGGACAUAUUAUGGGGACCAAAAACAAGAGACCAUCAGCGUGCAGCUGCUUGAUACCAAAGAUCAGAGCCACGAUCUAGGCCUCCAUGUCCUAAGCUGCAGGAACAAUCCCCUGAUUAUCCCUGUGGUCCAUGACCUCAGCCAGCCCUUCUACCACAGCCAGGCUGUACGUGUGAGCUUCAGUUCGCCCCUGGUCGCCAUCUCGGGGGUGGCCCUCCGCUCCUUCGACAACUUUGACCCCGUCACCCUGAGCAGCUGCCAGAGAGGGGAGACCUACAGCCCUGCGGAGCAGAGCUGUGUGCACUUUGCCUGUGAAGCCACCGACUGCCCAGAGCUGGCCUUGGAGAAUGCUUUUCUCAAUUGCUCCAGCAGUGACCGCUACCAUGGCGCCCAGUGCACUGUGAGCUGCCGGACAGGCUACGUGCUCCAGAUACAGCGGGACGAUGAACUGAUCAAGAGCCAGGUGGGACCCAGUGUCACAGUGACCUGCACAGAGGGCAAGUGGAGUAAGCAGGUGGUGUGUGAGCCCGUGGACUGCGGCGCCCCAGACCACCACCACGUCUAUGCCGCUUCCUUCUCCUGUCCUGAGGGCACCACCUUUGGCAGCAGAUGCUCCUUUCAGUGCCGUCACCCUGCUCAGCUGAAAGGCAACAACAGCUUCCUGACCUGUAUGGAGGAUGGGCUGUGGUCCUUCCCAGAGGCCCUGUGUGAGCUCAUGUGCCUGGCUCCACCCCCGGUGCCCAACGCAGACCUCCAGACGGCCCGAUGCCGAGAGAACAAGCACAAAGUGGGCUCCUUCUGCAAGUACAAGUGUAAACCAGGAUACCACGUGCCCGGCUCCUCUCGGAAGUCAAAGAAACGGGCCUUCAAGACUCAGUGUACCCAGGAUGGCAGCUGGCAGGAGAGCGCUUGUGUUCCUGUGACCUGUGACCCGCCUCCACCCAAAUUCCAUGGGCUUUACCAGUGCACCAAUGGCUUCCAGUUCAAUAGCGAGUGUAGGAUCAAGUGUGAAGACAGUGACGCCUCCCAGGGACGCGGGAGUAACAUCAUCCACUGCCGGAAAGAUGGCACCUGGAGUGGUUCCUUCCAUGUCUGCCAGGAGAUGCAAGGCCAGUGCUCAGCCCCGACCCAGCUCAACAGCAACCUCAAACUGCAGUGCCCCGACGGCUACGCCAUAGGGUCAGAGUGUGCCACCUCGUGCCUGGACCACAACAGCGAGUCCAUCAUCCUGCCCACGAAUGUGACCGUGCGUGACAUCCCCCACUGGCUGAACCCCACACGAGUGGAGAGAGUUGUCUGUACUGCUGGUCUCAAGUGGUAUCCUCAUCCUGCUCUGAUUCACUGUGUCAAAGGCUGUGAGCCCUUCAUGGGAGACAAUUACUGUGAUGCCAUCAACAACCGAGCCUUCUGCAACUAUGAUGGUGGGGAUUGCUGCACCUCCACGGUGAAGACCAAAAAGGUCACCCCUUUCCCUAUGUCCUGUGACCUACAAGGUGACUGUGCUUGUCGGGACCCUGAGGCCCAAGAACACAGCCGGAAAGAUCUUCGGGGAUACAGUCACGGCUAAGGAAGGACAGGAGUUUUCAAAGAAUUCCCAACGCCAAGACCUACAUCCCUUUGGUAUUGAUUUCACAGUCCGCUGCUCAAUGGAAUGGCCUCUCCACACCAGGGAUCCUUAGCACCCAACCGGUCUGCCUUUAAUUUCACCCAGGAAGGACUCAGAGUGGGGCAAAUGAACCAAGUCUCGCCAUGUUGAAUGAGAAUGGAAUCCCAUCCCAAAAUCUGAGAUGGAUGGCAUAUGCAGUGUGCAGUCCCAGAGCCUCCUAAAAUUCUAACCAUUUGUCACAUGACCACAGCAAAAACAUGUUCUGUAUCUAGGAGUAUGCAUAUCUGUGGUUAGAACACAUGCAUGCAUACACACCCAUACAAACAUCUGUGUGAGGACAGCUCUGGAGACUGAGCAGAAAGAGACUGGAACAAACUCAAUCUUUCCUUUCCCAAGCUCCUAGCCAACACUAUCCUUGGGAGAAAGAGAGUUACAGAAACUGCUAAGACCAAGUACUGAGAUGCCAAGAUUGCUCACAUCCCGGGGCUCAGAAUAUGUAUGGCAUGCACAAUUGUGCAGUCCUUUGGGAUUAGAAGUGAAAUGAUCCGUGAUCACCCACCUUCUAGGGAACUAGGGCCUAGGAAAAGGUAAAGAUUCCAAGGUAUGCAAAGCCCACCCCCCACCCAAUUAUUCUGCUGCCAUGGGGAUUUUAUCCCAACUCAAGGGUUCGAGGCCAAGCUGGAAAUGGCUUAGGACUGCAAAGUCAAGGUAUUGUAUCAGCCCCCUGCUUGAGGCUUGAGGUCAUAAGAUCCCUCCACAUCCCACCAGUUUCCCAGAUCUUGCCUUGGGACCACAUUUGCUGCUACUUUUCCUGCUGCUCUAUCUUAUACAUUAAGUACCCCAAGAUGGUAGAACUAGGUUAGGAAAAAACCCCACACAACCAAGCAGUCUGCCUUAAAAAUGACCCAUAUUUCCCACAGUUCCUCACUUAGCCCUUCUACAAAAGAAAAAAAAAAAAAAACCCUCAUGGGCCCACAUGGUGAGAAGCUAAGAACCCUAUGGGUGGGUCUCUUAUCCUGGAAGGGAAUUGAGGGACCUUAGAUGCUGGAGCCCUUCCAGAGAGUCCAGAAUGUCUAAGCCAGUGUUAGAUUUUGUAAUCAAGUGGACCAGUGUUAAGCUUCUGGGAUGUCGGAGCCAUCCAGAGACUAGGAAUUGUCAGGACGGUUGGAUUCUUAUGUGUCUCCUCGUCUUCCUAGCCCUCCAGGCUCGAGUCGGCAUUGAUUCUGAGACCCUCACUCUUGUUCUGAGUAGUUAGAAUUCUGGAACAGGGAAUCACCUUGGAUGUGAUCAGCGGGGCUGGGUUCUACAGGGAAAACAGAGGGAAGCCCAUAAGAUCACAGCCUUGGAAACCAAUAUGGUCAUCAGGUUUUCCAUAUAAUUUUCCAGCCAUCAGGACUCCUUUCCACACCUGUGAAUGGACAACCCCUCCCUCUCUUCCAUGUUCAGCUUCCAAAAGCCAAGAGGAAAUCAGCCAAUGGAACAUGGAAGUCUCCACCUCUAUUAGGGCCUCUUUACCUCUUUCAAGUCAGUUGCCUGUCCGUGCCCUUUGAAUUAAUAUGGGAAGAUAUUCAUACAGGAUGAAAUGGAGACAGUUGUUAAAUCUGACAUAUUUUUUGAAACCUGGAGCUGGGAUGUAAGGAGAUGGGAGGGUUUAAACUAAUUAUAUCCAUAGAGAUUACUGUAAAUCAAGUGAUCUCAAGUCAAGUGAAGACAACCAACAAAAGCAAAGUCUUGGACAGAAAUGGAAAACACCAGGCACAUGUGCAGCCCCUCCUAAUUCCCGCUUCCAAGACAGGCAUUAUUAAUCCAUCAUGUCCCCUUUUCCUAUUGGGACCAAAAAUAACUUCAGAAAUGAUCUUAUUACUCCCAACAGCCAUUACCUGUUGAUUAAGAACACUUGAAAAGGCAUCUAUUGGUCAUCUGUAGUCUGUUAUAUUAAGAAACAUAUCUGGUGCCUUUUGCACAGGUGCCCACAGAUGCAGUGUUGAGUUUAUUACAAACUCUGAGAUUAAGUUCCAGAAUGGGGAGGCUGCCACCACUGUGCAGGCCAGGCUCAAAUCCUUUAUAUUUCCUCCUUUAAAACCAUAUCACAUUUAUAUUGAGGGAUUUUUUAAAUUACCAGGGCCGAUCCUUAGCAAAAAAAAAAAAAAUAGUAAUAAUAAUAAUAAGAAGAAGAGUGCUAGAAGAAUUGACCUUACUUUCUAACCUUCUCCAUAUCGUAGAACUCUUGCGAACUCUUAGGGCCCCUCUCUUGCCCUAGCUGAGUUAGCAUACUGAGGUGUUAGUUUAGAAGGUACGAGCUAAGAAAGGUAAUAGGGCCAGACCUUCCAGAGACUAAAUUAUACCCAUAAGUAAUAGAAAAAGCUCUGAAACCCAAGACUGGCAUUACUAAUGAUAGGAUUGCAGGAACCGUGGAUAAAUCUCACCAGCUUCCCUUAUGUCAAUCCUAAUACCAUGUCCGCCUUCACUCUCACCGCCCUCUAUCCCAUCCCUAUAUUCUCCACCUGAGCAAAGAUUCCCAGAGGCUGGCUUUCAUCUUCAGAUCCUCAUAUUCCAUGGAGUCCUCUGGGUAAAGACCCACCCAGACUCCUCCUCACUGUCAUUCAAACUUGUUAUUUACGCAGAAGAGGCUGCUUGAUUGGUGGCCAGCCCCGGGCUCACAAACAAUGUGUAAUUAAUAGACUUUUCUCUAGACUUAUUAGAAGCAUCAGCUCUAUCCAUGCAAUGCAAUGCACUGAUUCCCAGUUCCAUUUUCUCCUUGGGAAUAAACUCCUUGUUACCUCCCUUCAGUUAUCUACUUGGGACAAUGGAGUACUCAAGAGGAGGUGUCUCUGAAGCACUGCUAUAUAUCCACAGUCCGGGGGGCCCUAAGAUGCUUAGGAGCUCGGCAUCUAAAGAAGUAUUAGCCUGUUAGCAGCAAGAAAGAAAAGAAGAGGGGGACAAUUCUCUAAGCUGUCCUGGGAAGUCUUUCCAAACCACAACCUUAACUGUCUGUUCAGAGGAUUUGCAUUACCCCCAAAUUCUGUGCCAACGAUCUUGCAGGCAAUCCAGUCCUCUGUCAGUCAGUUUGGGUUGGCAAAUGGGGUGUAAAGGAAGAGAGAGACUAAGAUCAAUAGCAGGCCUUUGGAGAUGGAGGGUAUCAGCUGCUACUUUUGGCUUCGGCACAUUGGGUCACUGCCUAGAUAAUUCUCUUGGUCUUAUUCCCAUCUUGGCCAAUGGUUAAAUGCUAUUUGUUGAAAAUAAUUCUUUGAGACAGAUUUCAGCUACCUCCCUUCCAGGUUUGAUUUAACUUGGUUGUAACUGUCAAUUUGUUAUAGGUCUUACCUGUGUUUAAAAAAAAAAGAAAGAAAGUGAGUAAGAGAAAGAAAGAAAGGGAGAAAAGGAAGGAAGGAAACCAUAAAGUCAAGUUAACAGUUUUGAGGUUUUGUGUUUUUUGUUUCGUUUUGUUUUCUCUGGAGCUACUUCAAGUAAGAAAAUAUAUAGAAGGAAUUGAUGGUGACAGAGCUGUACAGAUAGAAAUAAAUAGAGAACAAUUACAUUAAAAGGAAAUAAAAAUGCAUGAUUAACAACUAAGAAUAAAACCCUAUUUUUAUGUUUCCUAAAGAAAAUUGUUUAUUCUACAGACCAAGUAGUUAGAUACAGCAUAAAGAUUUCCGUAGAAAACAGAGAGUGGGGUUUUAUAACACUGUUAUUUUCUGUACAUUGUGGUAGGUCCAGUUAAUAUGGCAUUUCCCCCUUGGUGUGUUGUUGUUGUUGUUGUUGGGGGGGGGCGCUUCUUGCAGUUGUUGGGUGCAGUUGGGAUAGCAGGGCGUGGGGAGGGCUUUUAUUGGUUUUACCCAAUGUCAAGGAGAGGUACCACGUUGCUCUGCUUUUCAUGCUAUGAGGUGUUUGUAUUCACCAGUGUAGCACAGGGCUUUAUAUAGACUGCACUCAGGAGCACACCGCACAGGCCCAUUUCCUAAACAGCUGCUACAUGACCAGACAGGUAAUUCCAAUGUGCUUUGAGCAACAAAACAAACCAAGAAAACAACAAACAUAAAAGGUAAAGAGCAGAUGAAUCAAAAGCCUCUGUGUAAUUUUUUUCAAAUUUUGCCAAAUUGCUACCAAUCAUUUGCUUUUGAUGAGCAAUAUAUUCAUAGCCAAGAGAGGAGUGAGGUCCCCACCAUAGGGACCUCGAAUUCUCGACUCCAGGUAGCAGUUUGUUCAGUGAUCUUGAACAAGUGAUCCAAUUGCCUCUACAUUUUCCUCAGUUUCUCUAGCUGCAAAAUGGGGAUACUACUACUUACCUACCUCACAGUGGGAGGGCAGAGGAUUGUGAGGCCCUGAGGUUUGAAAUGGGCUGUGGCAAUCUGUGAGGACCAAGUUCUGACAUGAAGUCCAUGGUCAUUUUUCAACGCAUGGGUCCAUUGGCCUUUGAAGAAAGAUAGGGAGUCCUGUUGAUAUUCCAAAGCAUAAAGCUAGAGCCCCUGGAUUACUGCCCCCCUUAAGAGAGAGACUUGUAUUGAGGAAUACUUCACUUUUUAGGUAAGCCCCCUCCCCCGCCCCCUUAUUCUGGCCUUUACUGGUUCAAUGAUUUGAUUACAGGCCAGUUACUUCCUACAGAGUAAAAGUCAGUUUACUGUUGUCUAUUGAAGACUUAUGGGCCAUUUCCACCUUAGAGAGGAAGGGAGUCUCCCAGGUCUCCUCCUCCACAGACUCCUUACUUCUCACACUUCAGCUUCCACAUCCAGUGUUCCACGAAAAAAAAAGAGAUGGCAUUCUGAGUGCAAACCAGUCGGGCUUCUUAAACUACACACCAGCAGUCAGUGAGGGGAACUUCGAACAAUUACUGAGUUGCUUUCUUGGGUCUCUAUAAUCAAUAACCCGUCUGCAGAUAUCUAUCUAUAUAAAGAUAUUAUAUAUAAAUAUAAAUUUACAUAUAUAUGCACAUGUAUAUAUAGUUGUACAUAUAUGUGUGUAUAUAUAUACUUAAAUGUAAUAUUUACAAAAUAAAACUGUGAUCUCGUCUAGAGAAAAUGUAUUCAUAUUACAAACUGCUCUUCCAUAUUUAUGUAUCAUAUUAUGCCUUUUUAUUAUUGUUAUAAUUAUUAUGGGUAUUUCUAAUUAUUAUGAUGUUGAAAUUUGGCACCUUCUGGAAGCUACCAAAAAAUGACUCCAUUGAAGUGCUUAAAAUCUGUUCUCAUGAGAAUUCUACUGGCCUACUGUAAAAAAAUGAAAGAAAGAAAAAAAAAAAGAAAGAAUCUAAACACCAAAAACUAAACACAAUUCCAAUCCUUUUUCUGUACCUCACGCGCAUAAAUUUGCUGCUCCUAUUUUGGGUUUUAUUUUUUUUUCCUGUUUAUGUGUGUUUAUGGAUCUAAGUUAAGUCUUUCAGCAAUAUAAAAAUGUAAAUAGUAAACUUUAUUUAUUAAGAAUGUCAUCUUUUUUAAUUUAUAUUUACACAAUUGUUCAUCUAAUUUAUUUUUUCUAUACGGUUUUAAAUACUCAGACAUAUUUUGCUGUUCAUGAUAUUUUUAUCCUAUUCUCAUGAAUUUGUUUUUCCAUACCGUUUUCUCUGGUCUCAAUUACAGGUUGGAUCUCACAAAAAAAUAAUAAUAAUAAUGUCAAAGACAGAAAUAUUUUGCCACUGUUGAUUACUAUACUUUAAAGUUCUAUAUUAUGAAAAUAUAUAAUAGCUUGUAUGCUUCAA